Molecule: messenger RNA, 1056 nt
Organism: Lolium rigidum
Lineage: Eukaryota; Viridiplantae; Streptophyta; Magnoliopsida; Poales; Poaceae
Product: GDP-mannose 4,6 dehydratase 2-like
Exons: 1
Coding region: 199-1056 (285 amino acids)
Biological process (GO): GDP-mannose metabolic process
Molecular function (GO): GDP-mannose 4,6-dehydratase activity
Source: RefSeq, a predicted model, not a curated record
CCGCGUUCGCCGGCGGCCCCGCGGAAGGUGGCGCUGGUGACGGGCAUCACGGGGCAGGACGGGAGCUACCUCACGGAGCUGCUCCUCUCCAAGGGGUACCAGGUGCACGGUCUGGUGCGCCGCUCCUCCAACUUCAACACGCAGCGGCUGGACCACAUCUACCAGGACCCACAUGCCACCCGCACCUCCGGCCAUUACAUGCGCCUCCACUACGCCGACCUCGCCGACGCCUCCUCCCUCCGCCGCGCUCUCGACCACAUCCUCCCCGACGAAGUCUACAACCUGGCCGCGCAGUCCCACGUCGCCGUCUCCUACGAGGUCCCGGACUACACCGCCGACGUGGUCGCCACGGGCGCGCUGCGCCUCCUCGAGGCCGUCCGCCUCUCGUCCAAGCCCAUGCGCUACUACCAGGCCGGGUCCUCGGAGAUGUUCGGCUCCACGCCGCCGCCGCAGAGCGAGACCACGCCAUUCCACCCGCGCUCGCCCUACGCCGCCGCCAAGGUCGCCGCCCACUGGUACACCGUCAACUACCGCGAGGCCUACGGCAUGUUCGCCUGCAACGGCGUGCUCUUCAACCACGAGUCCCCCCGGCGCGGCGAGAACUUUGUCACCCGCAAGAUCACGCGCGCCGUCGGCCGCAUCAAGCUCGGCCUCCAGAAAAAGCUCUUCCUCGGCAACCUCUCGGCGGGCAGGGACUGGGGGUUCGCAGGGGACUAUGUGGAAGCAAUGUGGCUCAUGCUGCAGCAGGACAAGCCCGGCGACUAUGUUGUGGCCACGGAAGAGUGCCACACGGUGGAGGAGUUCUUGGAGGCUGCCUUUGGGUACGCCGGCCUGGACUGGAUGGAUCACGUGGUCAUUGACAACAAGUACUUCCGCCCUGCAGAGGUGGACAGGCUUCAGGGAGAUGCAACCAAGUCCAGGAGAGAGCUUGGGUGGAACCCCAAAGUUGGCUUCCAACAGCUAGUCCACAUGAUGGUCGAUAAUGACAUUGAGCUAGCCAGCAAGGAGAAGGUCCUCGUGGAUGCUGGGUAUCGCGACCCCAAGCAGCAGCCAUAG